GAGGGUGAAGUAUAACAUCAGAGAUGAAAUGGUCCUGCCAUUCGAGCCGGUGCCCAUCAUUGAAAUCCCAGGUUAUGGCAGCCUUUGUGCUCCAUUUGUCUGUGAUGAGCUCAAAAUCCAGAGCCAGAAUGACAGAGAGAAGCUUGCAGAGGCCAAGGAGAGAGUGUACCUGAAAGGAUUCUAUGAGGGAUUGAUGUUGGUGGAUGAAUACAAAGGACAGAAAGUUCAAGAUGUCAAGAAAUGCAUUCAGAAGCUGAUGUUGGAUAAGGUAGGUGACAGAGUGACAGCUGACUCUGAAUU
Messenger RNA from Cyanistes caeruleus (blue tit), 300 nucleotides. The record is from RefSeq and is a predicted model, not a curated record. Lineage: Eukaryota; Metazoa; Chordata; Aves; Passeriformes; Paridae.